AUGUACCACCAGGUACGAAGAAGCCGACCUAGGUACGUUCUCGGCCACCCGGUGAAGAGCUCGGCUGAUCCGCGUGACCGCGUAGACGACAUCGCUGCCAAGGAACCCGGAGAGCAAGCUUACCUUCGAGCGCUCCUGGACGCGCCUUUUGUGUUCGGUCAAGAGUGGAAACAGACUAGCAUUGAUGGUCCUCCGCAGAUUGAAGAUGUAGUGCAAGUUUGUAUGCCACGCGAAUACACGACUAAUCCGUCGCAGGAGGUCCUUCGGACGCGUCUGGGAAAGGUCCUGAUAGCGCACUGUCGGGGAAUCCGUCUGGACCCUUACAAUCCAAAGAUGUGGAUCGAUCGGGGCCGUCACUUUAGGGAGCUCGGUUACGGAGAGCUCGCGGUUUCAGAUGCAUACAAAGGCCGUCUUCUGCUAGACUCCUUUCUAGGUGUCUUCGACACCAAAGAUGUAUAUUGGGACCUUGACAAGGACAGCUUACCGUGCAAGGUCAGCGCUGCUCUGGCAGGCAUUAUUGGGAAAUUAGACACAGGAGUUACUAGACAAUGUGAUGCCGGUAACGUCUCCAUUGCCAAAUCGCUGCAGCAGCAGGCUUUCCUGGUCAUGGCUUCGGCUCUGCUCUGUGUCAGAGCAUACCACGACGCGAUUCAGGUCCUCGAUGAGGCGGUAGUGCUCGGCGGUACGUCCGAAGAAUUACAGAAACUAUGCUCGCAGGCGAAAGAAAGAUCAAGAUCUAUGGAGCAGCCGAUUCCGGCUCGGGACCAAAAGCCGGGGUACAUGCAACGAUCAACCAAACAAGGUGGCGUUCAACGAGUCGCUUACCCUUGGAUCAAUCCUGAGGAACUUGGACGCGGAAACAAAGCAAUGAAGAAAGCCAAAACCAAAUUUGAGGCAGCUUCGAGAAACGCCACGCUGGGCCCAAGCUCUCUGGGCGGCACAACAAGCGAUAACCUUGGUGUUUUUGCUCGGCAGGAUAUUACACGAGAUGAACUAAUCGUGACGGAUAGGUCGGCCUUCACUGUUUUCAAUGUUCAGGGUAAGGAUGACUGCUGGGCUUGCUCUAAGCCAGUUAGCCGUGAGAUUGUCUUUAUGAAUUGUUGCAAAAACAAGUUUUGCAGCGAAUCAUGUAAGACCGAAGCCGUCAACACUUACCAUCGGGUUCUAUGUGAUAAAGACUUUGAGUGGCUUUAUCGUGCUAGCAAAGAUGCAGACCAGUCCUCUAAUGACAUGGUCCCGCUUAUGUUGAUGAAGAUACUGGCCACGGCUGUACAACAAAAUGCAAAACCCCUCAAAGGUACGUCUUUUCAGAGUCCGAACUUUACUUUCCCACUUGGAGCUCUAGCCAUGAGAGGCAUCAGAUCAGCGCGUACUCCAAGGGCGGAGCUCAAAGCUUGA
Messenger RNA from Letharia columbiana, 1398 nucleotides. RefSeq lists its product as uncharacterized. The record is from RefSeq and is a predicted model, not a curated record. The transcript has a single exon. Lineage: Eukaryota; Fungi; Ascomycota; Lecanoromycetes; Lecanorales; Parmeliaceae. The coding region runs from base 1 to 1398 and encodes 465 amino acids.